GAAAAAGAGAGAGACAGAGAUAUAGGUGGUAGUAGCAGCAGAUUCUGAACAUAACAGUCAGUAGUAGUGAGGUUGUUUCUCUAGCAACCUCUCAUCUCUCACACAGGACUGAUAGAUGAAAUAGAUUGAUACUGUGUUGAUCCUCCAGGGGAAAUCCAGUCAGGACCAGAAACAGUGGGAGCUCUGUAGACAGCUUAUGUAGACAGACAGCUGAUCUCUAUAGAUUUCCAGGUUAGUCAGGUCAGUCUCUCUGAGAUAGAAUCUCUUCUACAAGAGCAACCAGGGAAGUGAAAAAGAAGGCGCUGAUCUGAAGAGAGGAGUCUUUCUGGUCGGUGAGAGAGAGCGAGAGAGAUGGGCAUCCCCCUGCCUGGUUGUGUGUCCCUGACCCCCCUGGUCUUGACCUUGACCCUCACCCUGCUGCUGGCCCUCAGACUGGACCACCUGGUGGAAGCAUGCAGCUGCAACCCAGCCCACCCCCAGCAACACUUCUGCAGCGCUGAGAUAGUGAUCAGAGCAAAGGUCUCUGGGGAAAAGGUUGUGUCUCCUGGCAACAGCACUUCUCCUUACCUGAAGAUGAUCCAAUAUGAGAUCAAACUGAUCAAGAUGUUUAAAGGCUUUGAGAAGGUGAAGGACAUCCAGUAUGUGUACACACCUGUCUUCUCCUCCCUGUGUGGAGUCAAACUAGACUCCAACAAGGUCCACUACCUGCUGUCAGGUAGUAUGUGGAGUGAUGAGAAGGUGUCCAUUGGACUGUGUGAUCUGGUAGAACCCUGGGACAACCUGUCCAUGUCGCAGAAGAAGAACCUCAACUACAGAUACCAGAUGGGCUGUGACUGCAAGAUUGCUACCUGCUACUCAGUGCCUUGUGCCACCACUACGGAUAAUGAGUGUCUUUGGACUGACUGGCUGCUGGUUAACAGUCUGAGUGGGGAGCAGGCCAGACAGUAUGCCUGCAUCAAAAGCUCAGACUCGUCCUGCAACUGGUACCGGAGCAGCCCACCACCAGAGAAUGACUUCAUGGACAUGUCAGACCCCUGAGAGGGGUAGGAUUGGGGUUAGGGAGGUGCUACUUUACUCCAGGACAGAGAGAGAAGAGGGGUAGGGGCACUGAGUACUACUGCUGCAUUCAUGUGCUACUUGGAAAUUCAUACAUGCUUGACUGGGAAACUUGAGUCGCUGUUUUCUCAUGGAAUUAUCAAUAUUACAGUUUCCAACAUCCAAAACAACGUUUAGUAGGAUUGCUGAGUUUCUGAUUUUCAGAGGAGCACAUGAUCGGAGCACCAGACACAGAAUAUCUCUUCCUAUUUCCUGACUAGUUCUCCAGAGUCCAGAGGCUCCUUGUAUCUCCUACUCCCUCUGAUUUAGGGAUGAGGUCUGUCCUGUCACUAUGUAUGUAUGACUAUGAAGCUAACAACAGACCUGCAUCCUAUGCUAGCUUGCUACCGAUGGCCUGGCUAGCUGUCUAAUUCGCCGUGACCCCCAACCAA
Molecule: messenger RNA, 1487 nt
Organism: Oncorhynchus tshawytscha (Chinook salmon)
Lineage: Eukaryota; Metazoa; Chordata; Actinopteri; Salmoniformes; Salmonidae
Product: metalloproteinase inhibitor 4
Exons: 5
Coding region: 352-1038 (228 amino acids)
Biological process (GO): negative regulation of membrane protein ectodomain proteolysis; negative regulation of endopeptidase activity
Cellular component (GO): extracellular matrix
Molecular function (GO): metalloendopeptidase inhibitor activity; protease binding
Source: RefSeq, a predicted model, not a curated record